Messenger RNA from Saccostrea cuccullata (small rock oyster), 1623 nucleotides. RefSeq lists its product as uncharacterized. The transcript is spliced from 16 exons. The record is from RefSeq and is a predicted model, not a curated record. The coding region runs from base 56 to 1519 and encodes 487 amino acids. Lineage: Eukaryota; Metazoa; Mollusca; Bivalvia; Ostreida; Ostreidae.
GUUUACAGGAGACAACACGAACAGGAAUUAGUUUAUUACAAUAUCCUAGUUAAAGAUGUCGGCGAAUCCAAUUGAGAAUUCUGUUGAGUUGAGAGAAGGUCUAAAGAAUGGCACGCUGUCUCUGAGAGACCUCGAUAACAAGCAGAAGAGACGAUCCUCCAAGGGCAGAAGGAGGCGAAGCAAGACAAAGACUGGAAGAACUGAAGAGGCAGAUGAUCGCGGUGAAACUAAAGUAAGGGCUGUGGAAGAUCCGAAACACAGCAAGAAGGAACCAAAGGGUGACAAAUUUUCCAGGACCAAGAAUGUUCCGAAAGGCAAAGAAAUUCAACUUGAAAUAAGCAACCAACACAAAGAAUCGGAAGAGAUUGUACGCAGCUUACUUGAUGAAGCCUUUGAUACAGUUACUAGGCAUUGCAUUGCUAUCGAACAUGGCGUUGCAUACGAACAAGCGCAUACUCUGGCCAAUGCCUUCAUGGCAGCUUUUGACGAAAGGGUGGAAUUGACAGGAAAGUUCUACAUCGACAUGAAGAGAGAAACACAGGAGUUGCUAUACAAGGCAGCAGAGGAAAACGUGAAAGACUUGAUAAUCAGAGCAACAACACAAUGGAGUCCAAGUCAAGAAAAAGAGCAACAUAACGUUGUGAGUACCGUGGACUUGCAGUGCUCCGCGGAAUUAGAUAAAAGAAUGAGAGCGCAUAUAGAGCAAAUUAAGGCCGAGAAACUGGCAAUGCAACAGAUUAUGGAAAAAGCAGCCUCGGAGGUUGUCGGAGAUUUGUUCUCUUGCGCAGCCAACAAUGCAAGCAAAACAAAGACUUGGAGUACUGAAGGCACAGGCGAGGACCAUACAACGAAAGCAGACGUUGUGAAAGAUCCAAGAAAUGCCACAAACGCGUCAAAGAUUACCAAAUCUCCAGAGACCAAAACAGUUCCGAAAGAAAGAGUUGUUGAUCUUGAAGUGAGCCCACAACAUAAAGAAUCCGAAGAGAUUGUACGCAGCAUUCUUGAAGAAGUCUUGGAUACAGUUACCGGGCAUGGUGUUGCUUACCAGCAAAGUGUUACAAAUGACCAGGCACUUAUGUUGGUCCUUGGCUGUGUGGCAGCUUUUGAUGAAAUUAAUCAAUUCACAAAGAAGUUUUAUGUGGACGAGAGAAGAGCAACUCAGGAGUUGUUAUACAGAGAAGCAAAAGAAAAUGUCAAGAACUUGCUUCGAUCUACAGAAUUUAGAGCCAGAAUGAGGGCCCAAGUGAAACAAAUAAACGCCGAGAAACAGGCAAGGAAAGAGAUAGUGUACAAAGCGGCUUCGGAAACCGUCGAGGAUCUGUUCUCUUGCGCAGCUAACAAUGCAAGCGUACAAAAUGUGUUGGAAACAGAGAUGACGAAUGUAGAAGAGACAGAUUGUGAGUUACCUGUGAGAGGCUGGAGAAGAUUUCUCUGCUGCGGACAGACAACCAAACCAAAGCAAAAGAAGAAGAAGACUGGAUUCUUUGCUCGCUUGCGCCGCUUGUUUGGUCGCCGUUAAUUUUUUUUUAAAGUUAUUUGAAAACUAACAUUUUUAUCAUCAUCGGUUUCAAUACAUCUGUAAAAUUAAAUAUAUCAUUCAAAGAAAAUAGAUAUGAUUUUAUA